Molecule: messenger RNA, 1845 nt
Organism: Capronia coronata CBS 617.96
Lineage: Eukaryota; Fungi; Ascomycota; Eurotiomycetes; Chaetothyriales; Herpotrichiellaceae
Exons: 2
Coding region: 1-1845 (614 amino acids)
Biological process (GO): transmembrane transport; carbohydrate transport
Cellular component (GO): membrane
Molecular function (GO): carbohydrate:proton symporter activity
Source: RefSeq, a predicted model, not a curated record
AUGAAUGAUGCAAGCAGCGCCAGCCGCGAGCCAAGAGGCGCUGAAAGAUCGCGACCCUCAGUGGACAAACCCCAUCCUUCUGAAUUCCUCGAAUUUGUCAACGCUGCCGACCCCAUUCCAACUCGGCUGGAGCCUCUAAGGAUACAUCCUGAGGUCAGUGUCGCGAAAGAUCCCAAUGAAAGUCGAAUCAAUAUCACUCGGUCCAACGAUGACCUCUUCCACGGCCUCUCCGCUGCCAUUCCAGGCCUGCGGCGCUUGUCUGUCGAGGCUCGAGCCGCCACAAAAGCCGAACAUGCCAUGACCUUUGUAAAAGCUUGCAAGUUAUAUCCGAAAGCCAUGGCUUGGUCUGCGCUGUUGAGUAUGACCAUCGUCAUGGAAGGCUACGAUACCACCUUGAUCAAUAGCUUCUAUGCCUUUCCCAUCUUCCGCCGCUCUUAUGGUGUACCAUUGAAGCCCGAGGCUCCUCCAGGCCAAAAGGAUUUCCAGAUAUCACCGGCAUGGCAAACGGGGCUCACAAAUGCAGCGGUGGCUGGCGAGAUCCUUGGUCUCAUGCUGAACGGCUUCCUAACGGACCGCUUCGGAUACCACAAGACGAUGGUGGGCACUCUGCUUUGGAUGUCCUUGUUCGUGUUCCUGGCGUUCUUCGCGGUCAACAUCAAGAUGCUCGCUGCUGCCCAGGUUCUCUGCGGCUUGCCGUGGGGCGUGUUUCAAACCCUCAGCACUACCUACGCUGCGGAAGUCAUGCCAAUGGCUUUACGAGCCUAUCUGACCAGCAACGUGAACAUGUGCUGGCUUAUCGGCCAGCUAUGCGGCGUAGGCGUCAUCCGAGGUCUGAUCCACAACAACUCCGAAUGGUCGUACCGAAUCCCAUUUGGUCUGCAAUGGGCGUUCAGUGUACCCAUCCUCAUCGGGGUACUGUUUGCCCCAGAGAGCCCCUGGUGGCUAGUUCGACAUGAGAAGAUCAGUGACGCGAAAAGAUCAUUGUUGCGGCUGACCACCGAACGCGCAGAUCCCGACUUCAACGCUGACGAGACAGUCGCGAUGAUGCAGCAUACCAACGAAGUGGAGAAGUACCUGAACGGCGGCGGCGUCUCAUAUCUAGACUGCCUCAAAGGGAACGACCUCCGUCGCACCGAGAUUUGCUGCAUGGUAUGGUGCACGCAAGCAUUAUGCGGCAAUGCCAUGACCGGGUACGCCGCCUAUUUCUACGAACAGGCCGGCUUCAACACUGCCAACAGCUUCAACCUCGCGGUCGGCAUGUACGCCGGAGCAAUCUGCGCGGGCGUCCUGGCUUGGGUGGGCAUGCGCAAGAUCGGCCGCCGGACGCUAUACCUGGGAGGCCUGUCGGUUUCUCUGCUUCUGCUGAUCGUGACCGGCAGCGUCGGCAUACCGAAAGCGACCGCCGGCACUUCUUGGGCCUCGGGGUCGCUGUUGAUCGUCUUGACCGCCGUCUACGACUUCACCGUAGGUCCUGUCUGCUACGUGCUCGUGGCCGAGAUCCCGUCCUCGCGCCUGCGAGUCAAGACCGUCGUCCUCGCCAGGGUCGCGUACAAUCUCGUCAGCAUCGUCACCAACGUCGUCACGCCGCGCAUGUUGAAUCCCUCCGCCUGGGACUGGAAGGGGAAAUCGUGUUUCCUGUUCGCCGCCACAACCCUGGUCUGUCUGGUCUGGUGCUGGUUCCGCCUGCCCGACCCGUUUGGCUUGACUUACAUGGAGCUGGACAUCCUGUUCGAGAAGAAGGCAAAAGCCACCAAGUUCAGGCAGUUCCAGGUCAACCUGGCAAGCACCGGCUACUUUAGUCUCACCCCUGCCAGGUCCGACAGUAUGUGGAGAGGAUAUCGAUAG